Molecule: messenger RNA, 6829 nt
Organism: Corapipo altera (White-ruffed manakin)
Lineage: Eukaryota; Metazoa; Chordata; Aves; Passeriformes; Pipridae
Gene: ZMYM3
Product: zinc finger MYM-type containing 3
Exons: 25
Coding region: 1362-5666 (1434 amino acids)
Molecular function (GO): zinc ion binding
Source: RefSeq, a predicted model, not a curated record
UACCAAUAGUUUGGAGUUGCCUUAAUCUGCAGAAUACUUGUUCUCUUUAAGAUUUUUUUUGGUCAGUGAUGUCGCCAUUAAUGUCAGAGUUUUGUCUUUGCAUUGUAAUGCCCAGAGCUUGAAAGCAGUGUUGAUGUGCACUGCUGAAAGCAGAUGCCUUUGGUCUACUUGUAGAACACGAGUUGCAUGGCAAGUUCACAGAUUAAUUGUUGCUUGCAUUAUCCUCUGGGAGGGAAUGCCCAAAUGGAUUUCUUAUACUCCAGAUUUGUUUCCAGGAUCUGUUUCUACCAAGCAAAGCCUAGGCCAGCUGAAUGUGGCAAAUACUGUAGGAGAGUCAGCUUAGAGGUUCAUUGCAGACUCAUACAAAGUGUCUGAGGUGAUUUUGAGGAGUAUGUUAGCCCUGUUAGGUAUACCUAUAAAUAAACUUUCCUCAUUCAUCUGGGUGGCUUGUCAUGUUUUUGCUUAUUGUUGUAGGAUCUGCUGUCUUUGUGGGGGACAUCUUUGAGCAGGAGGCAUUGUUUGUAUUCUGAGCAGCAGAAAAAAAUGUGUUUAUCAUCUUGGGAGGGUUCUCAUUUGCUUCAAAUCCCUAGGACCUUUCUUUCAGAUGUCUUUGUUUCUAUUUCACUUUGUUCUUCUUUCUGUCAGCCACCCUAAAAAAUGUAUUAGAUCUUGUAAUGCUCUGGAAUUAUUCUAGAAGCUUUGUCUCCUCUUGUAACUAAAAGUAAACAGAAUCACCAAAGUCUUUAGUGAUGAAACUUGCUGAGCAUCUGAGAAGAUUACAUUUGCUGUGGUUUCUGUUCAUGACUGUGGGAACAGUGCUUAUCUGCCACCAGGAAACAGAAAACUUCACUGUGUUUUAAGAUAAAAUAAGGAAGCAGUGGCUUUGAAAACCAGAUGUUUGGUAUGAUUUCACUAAACUCCUGCUUGAGUGGGGUUCAGAAGUUGGGUACAUUCUUUGUCUGAAUAUAUCCUGUUUAGUUCUGAGCAAACCAUUUGUGAGUGAGACUUGGUUAUCAUUUCAGAGCAAAGGAUAUGAAGAAAGAAUUAAACAGCUAUCACCAGUGACAUUAUUUCAGGCUUCCUCCUUCAUUGAUAUAGAUGAGUUAUGCCCAUAGUAAGCCCCAGUUGACAGGAAUACUGGAUUUCUGGUUCAGGGCUUAAAACAGUGCCAAAUUUAGAAUUAGAAUUGCUCUGAUAGGGAGGGGUAGGUUGGUGCCACAUCUUUUGAUUCUAGUGCCUUUCUUGUAGUGUCUACCUACAGCCUGUUUUGGGGACAUGAUGCUACUUGAAGUCUUAUUCUGCCUUACCACUUGUAGACUGCAGCUCCUACUCCCUUUCCCUCUUCAGUUGCCAUCUUCUAAAUGGAUUCCAGUGAAUUUUCAGGAUCUAUGGACCCCCUGUCCUUGCCUGACAAACCGCUUAUUGGAGAUCUCCCUGCUGACAUGGAGUUUGGUGAAGAUCUCCUGGGCUCCCAAACAGCUUCCACCCAGGAAGCUUCAGUUCUUCAGCCCCCUGGCUGGGAUCAAUCCAAGCAGAUGACUGCAGAUGGGGACUUGGACCUUCUAGUGAAAGCAGACAGCCUGUCCGAACUAAAUAAAUCAAAUGACCGUGUUCUAGAUAAACCCAAUGUCUUGGAUAUGCUGGAGAAACCUGAUGUCUUAGAUAACUUGGAUAAAACUGCUGACUUGAUGGAGCAGGAUAAACCUGAGGGUCUGGAUGGGCUAUGUAAGGCACAUCCUUCCCGGGACAUGGAGGGUGGACCAUCAGACUCCUCUGCCCUUUCUAGAGAAGCCCUUGUUCCAGAAACAUGGAAAGAAGGGGAGGAUGCACCAAAAAAUUGUUCUGGGGACCUAAAGGAAGACGGUGCUGCUGCUAUUCCUGCACUGCCUGGUGACAAGGCCCCUGAAUCACCUCGAAAACCCAUUCCUGACUCUGGGAACCUCAGCAGUGCCCCAGCCACUGAAGAAACCACAGCACAGUCCUCGAGUCCAGCAAUGCCCCCACCCCAACUCAGUCUUAAACAGACAAAGAAGAUGAAGUUGAAAGCACCAAGGAAAAGCUCACCCCUGCAGAGGGAAGGGCUGGCAGGGGAAGCAGAGGUGGAACCGAUCCCAGACAGCAGAACUGCAGCUUUGCCCCCUGAGCCUAUGGAGGAAAACCGGGCAGAGGGAGGGGAUGAUAAUGGGAAAAACUCACUUAAAGAAAAUAGUGUACUCAAAGCACAGGAAGCCUCGGCACCAGCAGGAGAAAGCCUGUCUGGGAAGGGGAGCGAGCUACCAGCUGAGAAGGAGCAGAAAAGAAGUGAACGACCCAGAAGAUCAGAAACUGCCAGGCCUGAAACUGUGAACUCCUCUGAGAGCAUUCCAGUGUCUGACGAGGACUCUGAUGCAAUGGUGGAUGAUCCCAACGACGAGGAUUUCGUUCCUUUCCGCACGCGGCGCUCGACCCGCAUGUCCCUGCGCACCCAGAUGGCCCAGCGAGCCGCCCGCUCCACCUUCACCAAGAUGACCUGUGCCAACUGCAGGACCCCCCUGCAGAAGGGCCAAACCGCCUACCAGCGCAAAGGGCUUCCUCAGCUCUUCUGCUCCAGCUCCUGCCUCACCACCUUCUCAAAAAAACCGCCUGGCAAGAAGAUAUGCACCUUCUGCAAAAAGGAGAUCUGGAACACCAAGGACUCUGUGGUUGCCCAGAUUGGUUCAGGUGGCUCUUUCCACGAGUUCUGCACCUCUGUCUGCCUUUCCCUCUACGAGGCCCAGCAGCACAGACCAGCACCUCAGUCUGCAGAUGCCUCGGACACCAGCCGCUGCAGUGUUUGCCACAAACCUGGCGAGAUCCAGCACGAGGUCAGCAACGGGAGCGUGGUUCACCGCAUCUGCAGUGACGCCUGCUUCACCAAGUUCCGGGCCACCAAGGGGCUGAAGACAAACUGCUGUGACAACUGUGGACUUUAUAUCUACAACAAGGGCUUGCCCCUGGAGUACCUCUUCCAUGAAGGCCAGCAAAAACGGUUUUGCAACUCUACGUGUCUCAACAGUUACAAGAAGAAGAACACUCGGGUCUACCCCUGCAUGUGGUGCAAGACGCUGUGCAAGAACUUUGACAUGCUGCCCAAUGUGGAUCGCAGUGGCAAGAUGGGCCUGUUCUGCUCCAUUUGCUGCACUACCUCCCACAAAGUGAAGCAGUCAGGCUUAGUCGGUCCCCCUAGACCCUGCAGCUUCUGCAGAAAGAGCUUAUCUGAACCUUGCUAUUACAACAAGACAGACCGGGUUGUCUACCAGUUCUGCAGUCCCAGCUGCUGGACCAAAUUCCAGCGCACCAGCCCGGAAGGUGGGAUCCACCUCAACUGCCAUUACUGCCACAAUCUUUUCAGCGGGAAGCCAGAGAUCCUAGACUGGCAGGACAAGGUGUAUCAGUUCUGCUGCAAGGACUGCUGCGAGGACUUCAAGCGGCUGCGUGGGGUGGUGUCCCAGUGUGAGCACUGCAAGCAGGAGAAGCUGCUGCAUGAGAAGAUCCGUUUCUCUGGAGUGGAGAAGAACUUCUGCAGCGAAGGGUGUGUGCUUCUUUACAAACAGGAUUUCACCAAGAACCUGGGCCUGUGCUGCAUCACCUGCACCUACUGUUCUCAGACCUGCCAGCGGGCGGUCACCGAGCAGCUGGAGGGCAGCACCUGGGACUUCUGUAGUGAAGACUGCAAAAGCAAAUACUUGCUCUGGUACUUCAAGGCAGCUCGGUGCCAUGCCUGCAAGCGUCAGGGGAAGCUGCUGGAAACCAUCCACUGGCGGGGGCAAAUCAAACACUUCUGCAACCAGCAGUGUCUGCUGCGAUUUUACAAUCAACAGAACCAGCCCAACCUGGACACGCAGAAGGGGCCCGAGAGCCUGCUGAACAGUCAGACUUCAGAUCCAAAACCAGCUGUCCCUUCCCCACAGAAGACAGAGACUAACAUGCUGUCAGCAAAGGCCUCCUCAGCCCAGACGUCUUCAGCUGCGCCGCCUCCCGCCCCACCAGUGGUUCCAACCACCCCUCGGAAAAACAAAGCUGCCAUGUGUAAACCACUGAUGCAGAACCGGGGCGUUUCCUGCAAGUUAGAAAUGAAGUCCAAAGGAUGUCAGACAGAGGCUGACUGGAAGCCCCAGGUGGUUGUAUUGCCAAUCCCCGUCCCGAUCUUCGUGCCUGUGCCUAUGCAUAUGUACUGCCAGAAAGUACCUGUGCCUUUCUCCAUGCCUGUCCCGGUGCCUGUGCCAAUGUUCCUGCCCACCACCCUGGAAAGCACAGAGAAGAUUGUGGAGACCAUUGAGGAACUGAAAGUGAAGAUCCCCUCCAAUCCCCUGGAAGCUGACAUCCUGGCCAUGGCUGAAAUGAUUGCAGAGGCUGAGGAACUAGACAAGGCCUCCUCGGACCUGUGUGACCUGGUGAGUAACCAGAGUGCAGAGGGUCUCCUGGAGGACUGUGAUCUGUUCGGACCAGCACGGGACGAUGUGUUGGCUAUGGCUGUCAAGAUGGCAAAUGUCCUCGAUGAGCCGGGCCAGGAUCUGGAGGCUGACUUCCCUAAGAACCCUCUAGACAUCAACCCCAGUGUGGACUUCCUCUUUGACUGUGGGCUGGUGGGACCAGAUGAUGUGUCCACAGAGCAAGAUCUGCCUCGAGCUGUCCGAAAGGGGCAGAAGCGCCUGGUGCUCUCUGAAAGCUGUUCCCGGGACUCAAUGAGCAGCCAACCCAGCUGUACAGUCCUGAACUACUCAUAUGGAGUGAACGCCUGGAAGUCCUGGGUGCAAGCCAAGUAUGCAGGAGGAGAGACCAGCAAGGGAGAGGAGCUGCGCUUUGGCCCCAAACCCAUGAGGAUCAAGGAGGACAUCUUAGCCUGCUCAGCAGCUGAGCUCAAUUAUGGCCUGGCCCAGUUUGUCAAGGAGAUAACACGGCCCAACGGGGAGCGCUAUGAACCCGACAGCAUCUAUUACCUUUGCCUUGGCAUCCAGCAGUACCUGCUCGAGAACAAUCGUAUGGUGAAUAUAUUUACAGACCUUUACUACCUGACCUUCGUGCAGGAGCUGAACAAGUCCCUGAGCGGCUGGCAACCCACAGUCUUACCAAAUAACACUGUUUUCUCCCGUGUCGAGGAGGAGCACCUCUGGGAGUGCAAACAGCUGGGUGUUUACUCACCCUUUGUGCUGCUGAACACCCUCAUGUUCUUUAACACUAAGUUCUUCGGGCUGCAGACAGCAGAGGAGCACAUGCAGCUCUCCUUCACCAACGUGGUGCGCCAGUCCCGCAAGUGCACCACUGCCCGUGGCGUGACAAAGGUGGUGAGCAUCCGCUACUACGCUCCUGCCAAGCAGAAGAAAAGCCGAGAUGGUGGCUCUGGAAAACGGAAGCGUGAGGAGGAGGUACCGAUGUUGGAGCAGCGAGAGAACAGGAUGAACCCUCUCCGAUGCCCAGUCAAGUUCUAUGAGUUCUAUCUCUCCAAAUGCCCCGAGAGUCUGCGGAACCGCAACGAUGUGUUCUACCUGCAGCCCGAGCGGUCGUGCAUCGCCGAGUCCCCGCUGUGGUACUCGGUGAUCCCCAUGGACCGCAGCAUGAUGGAGAGCAUGCUGAACCGCAUCCUGGCCGUCAGGGAGAUCUACGAGGAGCACAGUCGGCUCAGCAGCCUGGAGGAUGACAUGGACUAAGAGCGAGGUGCUGCUGGGCUGGCUGCGCUCCAGCCCUGGACACCCCAUCUUCCUGCCUCCCGCUGCAGGGCAGGGGCCGUGCAGCACGGGAGGGGAUGGUGCUGCAGCAGUGCUGUCCCUUCAUCAUUACCAGACUUGGACAUCCCAUCCUGCUUGUUACAGGCCUCCCUUACAUAUGUGGCCCUCAUGCUCAGCUCUGCCUCCUCCUUUUGGCUGCUGGGUGAACCAUCUUUCCCAGGGCCAGUUCCCAUGGCACAGGGGUGGCAGAGUCCCUGGGGCACCUGCCCUCACCUUUGUCCCCCUACCCCCAGCCCUGCCACUCCCCCCCUCCUCCCCUGCCCCAGGGCAGGAAUCUCACAAGGCAGCAGUGCACCAUCAGACCAGUGGCCCCAAAACUUUUACUUCCCUCUUCCUUCAUCAUUCCCUCAUGAGGCUGCAGGUGGUAUGGCAGGAACAGUAGCUCUGCUGCUGGGGCAGGAUUGUGGUUUCAAGCCAGUGGGGAUGGACCACAGGCUACCAGAGAGCCGUAGGGUCAGGGGGAGGGCUUUUUCCCAGGUGUGGGAGAGGUUUAGGUUGGCUUCAGGGAGUGGAGGGAGCUGGCACUGGAACAUGAGAGAGAGCCUUGCCAUGGGGACACCUCCCUCAUGUGCAGCUGAGAUGUCUCUCUCAAUUAGGUCAGUGUUUCAUGAGUUGUCUGAAAACUGAUGGAGAUGGGUCUGGGUCAGUGCUGCCCCUCUUUCCCCACUGUCCCCUGUCCUGAUGUAGGUCCCCUCCCCCAUGCAAGGUGCCAUCAAUGGGAACCUCUGCUCCAGCCAGGGGCUUGGGCAGCUGCUGGCAGAAACAGGGAGCUCUGCCUGGUCUCCCCCUCCCUUCCAAAGCAGCAGGCUGCCACUGCCUUGCCCAGAGCAAGUCUGGCUCCAGCUGUGCCACUCCCUGCUGCCUCCUGCCCCUCCUCGUGUUCUGGUCAGUUUUAUUGAGCUGUACAUGGGUCUCCUGUUGAGCCUGUAUAUAUUGUUCUGGGCCCUGGCCCGGGGCCAUCUGUUCUCUGUGUCCAUGUGGAGAGUGAGCCACUCACCAGUCUUGUUGUAGUGAUGCCAGGGCAGUAGGAACUAACCCUGUGUCUCUGGAAACCAUUCAUUUCAAAUAAAGAUGUGGAAAACUUU